AAUAAUUGAAAUGGAAAUCAUAAAGCCUGAACAAGUCGGUACUAAAGUCAUAGAAUCCAAGGAGAAAAGAGUGGAUAGAUCACAAUUAUCUCAUCUAAAUUUACCUGAAGAUGGUGAAAUCAACUCUAGCUUAAACAAUCAACCUAAACCAGAUCCUGAGGACGAUAGAUCAAAUAGCGAAAGUUUUAAGGCAUUGACUCUUCAUCCUGUUCAGAAGGACUUACCUUCAUUUCGUCAGAACCUGGAUUUAAAGUUAAUCAAGCAACAAAACUCAGGAUUAGACUCUAAACAUAUCCCAGUAGUGAGCUUCUAUAAGUCCACUAGUAGCGUUAAAAGGUACUGCCCUGAUUGUAGAAAAGAGAAUAUGACAAAGGUGUCCAAAAAAUGCACUGGCUCUUUCUGCCUAAAAUCAUUCCUAAUCUAUCCCCUAUGCUGUGUUUUCUGCAGUGAAGGGUUCAGAGAGACCAAUUUGAAGUACGUGCACAGAUGUGCUGAAUGUGGGAAUGUCUUAGGAAACUCUCUUCAGAAGACUAAUACUCAAAGGAUCAGAUAAA
Molecule: messenger RNA, 554 nt
Organism: Moneuplotes crassus
Lineage: Eukaryota; Ciliophora; Spirotrichea; Euplotida; Euplotidae
Source: the annotation of a GenBank genome assembly